AACAUUUUAUGCUUUCCAUUUUUGUGACAAGCAACUUCAAACAGGGGUUUUUGGCAAAGUGUGUAGCCCACCACUGGCUCCAGCAGAUUAGACUCUUUCCAUUACUGAACUAAAUCAUAGGGGCAGCACUAGAAUGAGAUGAGGCCAUGUUUUAUAGGUGCUACCCAGCAACUUUGGCAGGGAGUCCUGUGGGUCUGUGGCUACUGUGGUAGUGAACUCUGGAGGUGGUGCAGCAGAGGGUUUUUGCAGGAAGAAUGGUGGUGAUGGAGGCUAUUUUGGGACUGAAUGAGGUCUUGGUUUAUGGCCUGGUUAUUUGGGGCUACAACCUAUGACAAAUGCAUGCAAUGAAAAGGACCGUCAUUUAAUCAUCCGUUCUCAUCACUUGGAAGUUUUUUUUCUUUGUGCGCUUUCAUUGACCCUGGCUCACUGGGACACUUUUAAAGAACCUCUCAGAGGAGAGGAGAACACAGGAGCAGAGAGGUGAGGCAUGGUCCAUUAACCCCUGAGGAAUCACUGACUUCUCAGCAACAAAUGACUUCAUUAUAAGAGCCUCAGUGAAUCUGUGGCUAUUUGUGAAACCUGGGUAAUAAACGUGAAGCAGGAUUCCUGCAAUCCUCUGAAAUCUGAUGUGGUUUUGAUGUGGAAAUAGAUGCAGUUGGAGAAAAGGGGAACCAGACUAGUGUUGCAGCCAGCUGUGGCCGCCCCAGAAACAAAAUUUUUAACCUGCUACAUCUGGCCUGGUUUGGCCUGUCCCAGGUCUCUCUUACAAUGCUGACAUUAAUGAUCCCCCGCUACAGUAAUGGCUACCAGGACACAUUGUGUAAUAAUAAUCUGCCAUUUCUUUGUUUGUAGACUUUGGAAGGUCUCUAAAAACUUUUAGUGUGUAGCCUCCAGUUUUUGGUGGUGUCAGUGCCUGUACGGCUGUGCGUUAGGUUUGUUCAUAAUACUGUACAUGCAUGUUUCUCAUUCUGUAUAAUUUCAUUAUAGUGGAAAUAUUGCUCAUGCACUAAGGCUGUUUUGCUUUCCCCAGAGCUCAAAGCAUAUAAUAAAGAUGGAAGGAAGCUCUUUAUGUCAGCCCUCUGUGAGGAAACAGUUGUCUGUAAUUAUCGCUGCUUUUCAUCCCUCGUAGCAAACACAACGAAUAAGUGCUCUUGUGUGACCUGGCAACGCGUUUCAGAGAAACCAUUUGUUUGUAAGCUUGUUUGUUUGUGUUCUUGAGAUCACAUGACUUCUCGUUUCUUUCUGUCUCACUCCUCUUUUCUCAGAGCAUCAAGUGCAUUUGAAGUUGCAAUGUGGAAGUCAUUAGCCACAAAUCCCAGCAAAUAUAAUAACAGGGCGAUUAGCUCGCUCUCGAUGCUGUGCUGUUUCUCUUUUUUCUCUGUGUCUCAUUGCUGGGGUGGUGCAGUAUUCUGUGAGCGCAGGGCUUGGUCAAGGGCGAGUCUUCCUCUUCCCUUUCCCGGAUUUUUCUAUUUGUAGAUCAGCAUGUAUUUUAUAGGAGACUUUUUUUCCCCCCUUCUCUCCAUCUUUCAUGCGGUGGUGGUUCUGUUUCCCAUCACGGCCUAUGAUGAAACCACAAGAAAGCCCAGGCCCAUGUGACGAGAGCGCAACAGUUGCUUGGUGACAAGAAGAGGGUUGUGAGGUGGGGGCUGGGCGUGUUCGGAGGGACGUGAGCAUGGAGUGGUGACGGUCCAAUCAGCAGAUGAGCUCUCUUUUUCAUCCAGGACAAGGAUGAAAUGCUCAUAUUCACACCGUUCCAACAUAAAACUGGCCUUUUCUGUUUAGCUUGAUAGAUGUGUGGCCAUCCACAAGGUUCUUAAAUGGACCAUUCAUCUUUAUGAUGGCCUCACUUUAUCUCUGAGUCCUUGCAGAUCUGCUACUUCCCAUUCUCACCACAAGCAAAUGGUGCCGUCAAACCACACACACACACACACACACACAUCUUCUUCCCAGUGGCAAAACGCUGCCAUAUUUACCAUCUCUUGGAAAGGUAAUUUGGCCACAGUAGGACAGAAUGAUUGCCAGCUCAUUUUGAGUGGACCAUGUGCAGUCUCUUGUUCUUGUCCUUCUGGGAACUCCAAAGAAACAUUUCCUAAAGAAGGAGAGGAAAAAGUCACAAAGUCAUUUGGUCUUUUCUUUUUGAUAUGGUGUGUUGAACAGCGCUGCAUGUGGCCAAGUUCAGUCAUUUUAAUACCCAUUCUUGUUGAGGAGGAGAUAUUUGAAGGACGUGAGCUCAUUUGGGAUGCAGUCGUUUGCCCUGUCCCUGCCUGAUGUUAUCCUCUCUGACUGGGGCAGUAACAUUCGUGAUUGCUUUUGGGGAGCAGUGACUCAUGAUUGCGCUUGUGUUGCUGCCAAACUCUCAAUAGCAGUGUUUCCUUCUCUUUCUUUCUUUCUUUUGCCAUGGAUGCUGGCAUACAGAAAAAUGUAAAUACAAUGACAAUUCAUCAUCUGCUUCCCAUCUUCCCACAAUAUAUAUCAUAUUAUACAAUGCAUAUCCAAAUACCAUCAUUCUUGAACUAUACUAGGGCAGCUGACACUAAUGAUAGAGUCAGCACACCCCCUAAUCUCCAAAGCCUUCUCCAAGUUAAAUGCUGCUCCGUGGUGAUCAUGUGCAAGCUUUGCACAUGCAACAAUUUGCACAUGCAAAAAGGCAAGGUGAGCCUUAUUCAGCACAUCUCGCCUGUACUGUUUGUCAGUCCAACCUUUUUUUUUUUCCACUCCUCUCGUCACUUGUAAGGGUAACAAGAGCAUGACCCCUGCUGUCACACUGUUGAGCUGUUUUCAUAACUUUAUGGAGUUGUGUUCUGCCUCAGCCACUCUCAUGUGGAUUUAUGAUCUGAUGGUUGAUAUCCUUGCAUGUCGAGGCAGUAUUAAUUUGCUAAGAGGAGCAAGGAGAAGGGAGCAAUUUACAGACCAUAGUGGCAUCGUGAACAUCGUGACACCCUGCGGCUCUUUACUCCUGUUGAACUACUGUUGGCCAAACAAUGGAUGGCUGAUAGGCUUGACUGAACACUACAACCGAGACAACUUUAAAUAGAAGCAACUUUGUCUAAUGUACUGAGACCAGCCGGGGCCUUUGAUUUACUCUAAAAUUGUCAGCAGUGCUUUUGUGGCUGAUGCAAGAAGCUGGUAUGCUUGUUUGCGUGCAAGUUGUAAAUAUUGCAAAGCACUGUAGAAAGUAUGGGAAGCUAAUUUUCACACAUGAAAGUUUCAUAAAAUUCAUUUCUCUGUAAUGUUAUAUUUAUAAAUUUUCUAAGCAUCUUUCUAUGUAAUCAGCCUGCACAAGGUUGAUUUGGGAAUUCACUGAUCCCCACAAAAUAACUAAUAAACCUUUUUAAGUCUUUUAACAGCCAUUUUUGAUGUCAUGUGACUCCCCCAGACCUGUGAAAUGACAUCUUGAGGCUGCCAACUAAAGAUGGACCCGGCAACAGACUACAAAAGUUUGCAUUACAAGGUUGUGAGGCUAAGCGAUCCCCAAAGAAAUGUUUCUCUGUACACAUAAGUUGAAAGGAGAUGACAAAAAAAGGCAAAAGCAGCAGAGUAGAAAGGAGUAGAAGAUCAUGAGAGAGGGGAACAGACGAUAAGAAAAGACAGAGAGAGGAAGUUGGGAAACCUUGGACUCAAAAGAGAAUGAGAAAGAGACUUGGAGCACAGCUGGCUCACUGAGGGGUAUAAUGACUGUCAUAUUGCAAUGCAUUAGCUCAUACUCAGCCCAGACAGCUUGACUUGAUGAAAGGGGCCGGUCACUGGCUAACCGCGUACAUAGCAACAAGACCCCAUGGAGACGAGCCAAACAAAGUGUUACACUGCCAAUGGAGAGGACUACAGGGGCUUCCAGAGCCAGACCAGCCUGCAUGGUGGUAAACCCUGCCUCUACUGGAAUGAGACCUUCCAGCACCCAUACAAUACCCUCAAAUACCCCAAUGGAGAAGGUGGGUUGGGCAGGCACAACUUCUGCAGGAAUCCUGACGGGGAUGUUCAGCCGUGGUGCUACAUAGCAGAUCAUGAAGACGGCAUCUACUGGAGAUACUGCGAGAUUCCUACGUGCCAGAUGCCUGGAAACUUGGGCUGCUUCAAAGACAGCGGUGACCCGCCCACUCUCUCUGGCACCAGCGAGACUUCCAACAAACUCACCAUCCAGAACUGCAUUAGCUUCUGUCGGAAGCAGAGAUACAAGCUUGCCGGAAUGGAGUCAGGAUAUGCCUGUUUCUGUGGCAAUGAAGUGGACCAGCGUGACCGCGGCGAGUCGCCUAGUAUGGAGUGUAACCAUGUUUGCUUCGGCGACCACACCCAGCCCUGCGGCGGAGACGGCUGGGUCAUCAUCUUUGACACCCGAGUGGGGGCCUGUGGUGGAAACUAUUCCUCCCCAUCAGGCGUGAUCUACUCCCCUGACUUUCCUGACAAGUAUGGAGCUGGCCGUGUUUGUUACUGGACCAUCCAGGUCCCUGGAUCCUCCGCCAUCCUCUUCAAUUUCACCUUCUUUGACAUCUCUGACCAGACAGACAUGGUAGAGCUGCUGGAUGGCUACACCAACCAGGUGGUGGCACGCUUCGAUUGGCGGAGCCCACCACGGGAGCUGGUGAACAUCACAGGCGACUUUGUCAUUCUGUACUUCUACUCAGACCGCACCAACCAAGCCCAGGGAUUUGCUUUGCUUUACCAAGCACUGAGAAGCCAAGACACUAGAACAAUGGGGGCCAAAGGAGAUGAUGAGGAUGAAGGAGAGGACGUCUCCAGCACGGCAGGACCCCAGCUAGCUGGGGGCGUCACCGAGAGGUCCAACAGCACCUCUAAUGGACGUUCCUCCCAGAUCCUCUAUGUGAUCACGUCCAGCCCCGGUAAACCGGAGCACAACAUGCCAGGUCAGUGGGCUGGACGCGGCGAGACCACCGGCCACAGCGCUAUGUGGACCAUUUACGCUCUGGCUGCUCUCCUCAUACUGACAGUCAUAGCCAUGGUGGCAAAGCUGCUGCUUCAUAUCACAGUCAAGUCCCCGAAUAUCCCAACGGUCAGCGGUUCAGACAGCUGCAGCCAGAGCACGGCUUCCUCUGAGCCUUGGAUCAUCCUGUACCGACCCUCCACCAUCUCCCUCUUCAAGAAGAAGCUGAAGAACCACCAUGGUGACCUCAGUCCCCUGGUGGGAAACUAGCGCCACUGCUGCACUUGACCGUUAGCCAAACGCUACCACCACCCACAACGACUCUGUGCAAGGGCCGUCAGAUGCCAGGCCCUCAGAUAAUGAAACUCUAUGAGGCGCUAUGCUAACAAGCCAAGAACUGAGUGGCUAAUGACAACUGACUGAGUGACUGCUCCUAAGUGGUCUGUGGGCCAAAGUGGCUGGGCCCUCCCAUCCUGCUCAGCACCAAGGAGGAGAGCGACAGACAGGGCUGUCAGUGACCUCACUGUGGGAGAGGAGAGUGAAGGAUUAGAUGGAGGAGGAUCUGUGGCUCUGACAAAGAUUCAAAAACGCUUUUAACAAUGUGGGAAGCUUCUCUGGUUCAGCAAGGCUCCAUUUCCAUCACCCAUGGCUGUCCCUAACAAUCAACAUACCUCCAAAAAACCUUCCAGACUGCAGUCUCACCAGUGAAAACACAACACAGCCAGGUGCAGAAUAACAGCCAACUACACUGUCUGUGCUCACUUUAGGAAAACAGGGAGGUUUUACUCUCCCUGGUGCUUCAGUAUAACAGAAUCUUCGUCAGUAUCAAGGAGAGGAUGGAGAAAUCUUUGAUACACACAUGCUGUAACACUUAACAGCUUAACAGUUUUGUAUAACUCUUCCAACUGCCUCAUAUGGACGAUGAACACUUCCAGCUAAAAACCAGAAUCCUCCCAUCCAAAGACUUGUGUAUUUAUUUUUCUUUUUGAUUCCAUAUGCACAGUUUCUUUUUCAUGUUGUACGUGACAACUAGCUUUCUGAGGACAGGGGAACAGAACAUGGGGACGUCACACAGAAGGUAGUUAUCACAGCACUUAAGGGGGAUGAAUCACUCGCUGUUAAAUGGGAAGAUCAGAGAGAAAGAGAGUAUGCACACCCACUCGUUCACUCAGCGCUCGUGUGGAUUUGGGUGGAGAGAGAAGAAGUAGCGUUGUUCACUUGGGGGCUGGGUUGUGCAGUUUUCAGACAAACUACCAUUUAGGGAGGCUUGGGAAGAUCUGAGGGCUUUUUCUGCUUGGUUGUGGGUGGGAAUCUUUCCGGUUAGAUGGUGUUCAAGUGCCUUAAGGAUCUCCUCUUCCCUUGUCUCAGAUUCCCCACAUCUGUUUCUUUCACAAAGAGGACUUGGGUCACUCACAAAGUCUGCUGCACUUCUUUAAAAUCAGCGUAGACGUCGAGAGUUUCAGUCCAAAAUAGGAUCUCCACUAGUAUAAAUGUAAAGUCAUCUUGUACAGUGACAACAUUCAAAAUUAGUCUUUUUAAAUAUAGUACACUCAACUGAACACCUCUCCAGACUGGAUCUUUUACAUUUUGUUACAUGAUGGACAUGAUAUUUUUUUGUUUUCCAAAAUGAACACAAUUAACACAGCCUGUUUUUUUUUUUGUUUUUUUUUUUUUUUAGCAUUUUAAUUUCUGUUUGUGUGCUCUUAUGUGUAGUCUUGGACAUUUACUGAACAUAUUGUUCACAUUAAUUUGUCUUUUAAUUAUGGGGGGGAUCAACAUUGUUGUAUAUUAUGUAAUUCAGUGUGAGAAUGAUGAUAUUUAUGUCAGCUCUUUCAUUUUGUCACUCGGCAAUGCAAACCCAUCGAAGUGCUUUUUGUACUUACUUUAGCUUAAAUGUGGAAUUCUUCUUUUUUUUUAAACAGCAGUAAAUUGCCUAAAUUCCACAAGACUCUGCAGACCUGGAAGCUUUUACUUGUCAUCUUGAUUUCAGGCGAAAAGGCUGAACGCAAACAAUACACCCGGAGAGAAAUCUAACCAAAAGCACUCAACGGUACUGUGCACAAGCUGACAGCAGGUUUGCAGCUGUGACGGUUUUCUGUGCAUUGCUGUGACAUUUAAACUACUUGUGAAAGGUCAAAAUCUACUAGUUUGCCACCGGCAUAGUAAUUGGCUCUUCCUGUCGUGGGACUGGAUGUUGGCGGUGGUCUCAGCAGACGGUCACCCCAAAAAUCCUUCAGUCGUUGACUUAGGAUAAAUAAAGAAGAGUUUUGGAAUCUCUGUGCACUCAGAUUUGCCUCCGCUUACAAAACGUAACAGUACUUAUUGACAUUUGCAUUCAGUUUCGGUGAAAAGAAAAAAAUAAAUAAAAUGUACUUUUUGCAGCAACCUAAGCACUUGACAUGAAUUGCAUGAUGCAUCCUCUCAGUGAGUCAAUUCAAGUCCAAAGAUUUAUAGUUUUUCAAGAAUCAGACAGAAUUUGAGACCCAUAAAACAAUGAAGAAUCUUUCUUUCACUCAAUAAGAUGUUUUGUUAAAAUGUGACUCUGCGCUAUAUUCCUGCCUGUCUGCUCAACUGUAACUCAUCUUAAUUAUUGCAAGACAAGAGCACAUGCCCCUGGGUCUGUGAUGUUCAGAGCAGACCAUGCGUAGAGAGAGGGAGAAAAGAGCCUAGAUGUGAGAGCGAUGGGAAAUUAAUGUGUGUUCAAAUAAACACAUGCUAACGAAAUCUGACAGUUAAAAUCUAACAAGGACAUAUUUGUUUGGAUAGCCUGGUGAAUUAUGCAAACUCCCAUUUUCUGUCCCAUUCUCCAGUCAAUUGGAAAAUUCCACGCUAUCUUCUGAGCGGUGGAAACAGUGUUUUUUUCCCAAUCUGCAAUUGAUGUGAAUGUCUUGUAGUGCUCGAUGACGUGAAAACAACACCAGAAGCCCUGUGGGAAAUGAUCUGAAGGGGCCAAAACAUUGUUUUCAUGAAAUUGUAAAUAGCAAAAUAGUGAAAUGUUUAAUUUAUACAGUAAGUUAUUGUUAUUUUGUAUGUGAAUGGGAUAUAAUCUAUCUUUUGUAUAAGUGAAGUACCUUUGUAGUUUUAUUUAAUGUGUCCUGGUCGCAAAAUAAACACUGUAUGCAUGUUUCUUAAA
Scatophagus argus is the source of this 8009-nucleotide messenger RNA. RefSeq names its product kringle containing transmembrane protein 1 (gene kremen1). Gene Ontology annotation, cellular component: plasma membrane. Gene Ontology annotation, biological process: multicellular organism development. The transcript has 9 exons. Bases 3776 to 5146 code for a protein of 456 amino acids. Lineage: Eukaryota; Metazoa; Chordata; Actinopteri; Scatophagidae. The record is from RefSeq and is a predicted model, not a curated record.